AUGUCCUUGUCCCGCCUCGCCGAGAAGCUGUCCCUCCCAGGAUCCGACCCCAACGCCCUCUUCCUCAAGGUCGUGUCGGAUAUCUGGGACGCCGGGUCCAACCCGGAUGGCUUCAUCAACCUCGGCGCCGCCGAGAACUCGCUCAUGCACGCGGAGCUGCUCGAGCACAUACACAGCAACAUCAAGAUCCCACCCAUGGCCCUGACGUACGGCGACGGCCACAAAAGGGUCAAGCACGCCGUCGCCCGCUUCCUCACGCGCCACCUCAAGCCCUUGACCCCCAUCGAGCCGGGCCACGUCCUCGUCAGCAACGGCUGCACCCCCGCCAUCGAGAGCAUAUCGUGGGCCUGCGCCAACUCGGGCGACGCCAUCCUCAUCGGGCGCCCGUACUACGGCACCUUUCCGGCCGACGUCGGCAAGCGCACCGGCGUCGAGCUCAUCCCCCUCAGCUUCGGCGGCGUCGAUCCCAUGGGCGCCGACGCCGUCCGUGCCCACGACGAGGCCAUCUGCGCGGCCAAGAAACGCGGGCAGCGCGUCGCCGCCAUCAUCCUCGCCCACCCGCACAACCCCCUGGGGCGCUGCUACGGCCGCGACGCCCUCGUGGCCUACAUGGAGCUCUGCCAGCGGCACCAGAUCCACCUUGUCAGCGACGAAAUCUACGCCCUCUCCGUCUUCGAGAACAGGGCCGACACGGAGGCGCCGCCGGUGCCGUUCCAGUCGGUGCUCUCCAUCGACCCGACGGGCAUCAUCGACCCGGGCCUCGUCCACGUGCUCUGGGGCAUGUCCAAGGACUUUGGCGCCAACGGACUGCGCAUGGGCUUCACCAUUACGCAGCACAACCAGAGGUUGCGCACGGCGCUGCAGGCCGUCUUCGAGUUUUCCUGGACCUCGUCGCUGUCGGACCUGGUGACGGCCAACAUGCUCGAGGACGACGAAUGGGUCAAGGGAUACAUUCAGGAGAACCAGCGGAGACUGUCGCUGCACCACCAAAAGGUCAUCACCUGGGCACGCGAGCACGGCAUCGAGUACGCGCCGGGCAGCAACGCCGGCUUCUUCGUCUGGGCCAACCUGGGCGCCGUGUACCGCAAGCACUGCGCCGGGCCAGUCGCGGACCUCGACAAGGCCGUCAUGGACAGCCUCAUCGCCCACAAGGUCUUUCUCGCCGACGGGGUGCAUUUCGGGGCCGAGCAGCCCGGGUGGUUCCGCAUCAUCUUUUCGCGUGAGGAAGAUUACAUCGAGGAGGGCCUUCGCCGGAUCGCUGCCGCCAUUGGAGAGGGGCAGAGCGCUGCCGCCGAACCCCCCCAGGCGGUCAAUGGCGGCGAAGGGGGCCGGCUGCACAACACGGCGCCUGUUCUCCGGCACGAGCCCGCCACCAAUUUGUCAACGAUUGGCAUUUGCCUCUGA
Messenger RNA from Hirsutella rhossiliensis, 1404 nucleotides. Its product is annotated as aminotransferase class I and II domain-containing protein. Gene Ontology annotation, biological process: amino acid metabolic process; biosynthetic process. The record is from RefSeq and is a predicted model, not a curated record. Bases 1 to 1404 code for a protein of 467 amino acids. NCBI's taxonomy places the organism in Eukaryota, Fungi, Ascomycota, Sordariomycetes, Hypocreales, Ophiocordycipitaceae. Gene Ontology annotation, molecular function: pyridoxal phosphate binding; transaminase activity. The transcript has a single exon.